This is a messenger RNA of Archocentrus centrarchus (flier cichlid), 5754 nucleotides long. It is a transcript of the gene rgs3a, whose product is annotated as regulator of G protein signaling 3a. The record is from RefSeq and is a predicted model, not a curated record. Gene Ontology annotation, molecular function: protein binding. Gene Ontology annotation, cellular component: plasma membrane; nucleus. The transcript is spliced from 16 exons. Lineage: Eukaryota; Metazoa; Chordata; Actinopteri; Cichliformes; Cichlidae. The coding region runs from base 544 to 3768 and encodes 1074 amino acids.
CAGCGCCAGUCUCGCCUACAUGACGCCGUCACACACUCACACAGCUGAUCUCAGGCGCUACUGCAGCGUCUGCUGUUCAGGCCACAGAGCGAGGAGCGGGGUUGUGUGGUGCAGGAUACAAGAAAUGGAAGAAGACAGAAGGGAGAUGAAAAGAUAAAGAACUGAAGAAAGGAAGGUUUGACUGAAGCUUCAAGAAAGGGAAAUGGGAAUAUAUGAAGCUGAGGCUGUGCUUGAAAUUGUAGGUACAGAGAACAUGCAUUGAUGAGUGGAGUCUAAUAAAUUGAAUGGGAAAGUGCCUUUGGAGGUCAGUGGCAGUGUUUUGCAGAGAGGACGGGGAAACUGAAACUCAUUUGUGGCAAAGUUGGAGCAGCGUGAACACCACAAGUAUCCGAGGAACAUUUCUCUUACACAGAUUCUGGUUUGUUAUCCAGCAAGGUGAGAAACAAUAUUAUCACCUACCGCCACCUCACCUGGAUUGUCACCUGGGUACACUUCAAUACUAAAGUCACUACAGCCUCUGUUUGGGCCACUGUCACCACCAAGAUGAUCCAUAACACCCUGAAGUCUACCCAGUCACCAGAGCAAAGCCCCAGGAGAACAAACUCAGCUGCACAGAGGCGGCUGUGGCGAUACUCGGGAUGCAGGAAUGCUGGGCAGGUGGAGAGUCACCGUCGUAGUGUGUGCGUAUUGGCUGCGGACUUGAACUCAGGAGAGGGCGGAGGAAGAGGAGGAGGCGGUGGUGGUGUGAUGCACACUAUCCACGGGCUGUGUCACCUGUGCAUCGGAUGUAGGCUGCCUCAGGUGACCAUCCUUCGAGGAAAGGAUGGCUAUGGAUUCACCAUCUGCUCGGAUUCUCCUGUGAGGGUACAGGCUGUUGAUCCAGGGGGUCCAGCAGAUCAGGCAGGUCUGCAGCAGCUGGACACCCUCCUGCAGCUAAAUGGUCAGCCAGUGGAGCAGUGGAAGUGUGUGGACUUAGCCCAUGCUAUAAGAAACAGUGCUAAUGAAAUCACAGUGGUAGUGUGGCGAACUGGUCCUUCAGCUAAACCUAAUUUUGAGGGUCUCAUCCACCGGCCCUCCUACAAACCCUCCACCUCAAACUAUGAUGCCCCGUCACCCCCCAUCCGUAGGCGUGUACCAGAUGUUGGCACAAGUAAAACCCCCCCAGCUGUGCCACCCCUCCCAGCCCACCACCGUGCCACUGCAGCCCGUAGGCUACUGGUGAACGGCUCUGAAGCUGGAAAUAGCAGCAGCGUAGGCAUGGGGACCCUGGCAUGGGGGGCCCAGGGAGGGUCGGCUGAGGAGCUGGAUGGGAAGCCACGACACCUCCAUCAUCCUCACACUGCCACUCUGAAGGGAACUAGAGUGAAGGCAUCCAACGGGGAUAACUACAUCAUCCUGGCACCCAUCAACCCUGGAAGCCAGAUCUUGAGGCCUGUUUACCCAGACAAGCAGGGGACAUUAGCUGCAAGGUUAAUCCCCACGCGACAGGCUCCUGGUCCUCAGUCCCAGAGUGGUGGUGGGGUUGCUUUUUCUGGAGGUAUGGGUGGAGUUGGUGGUGGAGGUGGCAGUAGCAGCGGUGGCGGUGUUGGUCUCUCCAGCCGUACUGGCUUCCUACGUCGAUCUAACAACUCCAAGAUAUCGAAGGCACCACCUGCCUCCACUAAUGCUGGUGUGGCCAACUACCAACAGCAGAAUGCCAAUUUUGCCAACUACCAGAACUGCACCAUUGUCCGAUCACAUGCUCCACAUGCCAAUUAUGGAUAUGUUAAACUGGCGCCCAAGAUCCUUAUCUUCCCCAUUUUUGUUCAGCCGCUUGACCUCUGCAGCCGAACGCUCAUCAUAUCUGAAGAGAUGAUACUACAUGAGAGCAAGCACCACUCGCUUAAGGUUACUGUGUUUGUCUAUAGUGACCUAAUGCUAGUGACAAGAGAGAGCGAGCCAGGCAGGUGUAAUGUUCUUCAGAGUCCCCUGUACCUCCGGCAGCUGCGACUCCAGGAUGAUUAUGCUGAAGAACUGAGAUUCUAUCUUAUCCACAUGACGGAGAAGUGUGACUGCCUGCUCAGCCUGGAAGCCUAUUCAGCAGACCAGAAGCGCCGUGUGUGUCAGUGCCUGAAGGACAACAUUGACAAGCAGCUCCAGCUACACAGGAGGGAGCCUCCCGUUCCGCAUUUUGAACAGAUGUUGGAGCCUAAGUUGGAUGCCCCUUCAUGUGAGCUGGCUGGAGUAGGAGGAGAUCGAGGAGGUGUAUGCCUGCACCUGCCAACGCGCAGCUCAGAGGGCGAGGAAAGCAGCCUGUAUCCCUCCAGUCCCUCUGAGCCCCCAACACUAGGCAGUCCUCACCCCUCAGAGCCACUCACCCCUUUGGAUGAAGUCUACAUGCCCCUUGGGGGUCUGGUGGGAUCUGACGAGGGACAUAAGGUGCCCCCAACGCCACCACCUUCCACGGAGGGUGAGGAUUGCAAGAGUAUAGAGGGGAACGAGAUGGAAAUCUGGAAAGAGAUGAAGGAUGAGGAGAACAAGAGAGAAGAAGAGGAAGAUGAGGAGGAGGCCAGCAGAAAGAGUGCUGGGAGUGAAGGGUGUGAGAAAGAAGAUGGAGGGGAGGAGGAAGGCGAGAGGAAUGAGGAGGAGGUGAACUUAAACCUGGUGGUGUCAAACACAGACGAGGACAAUGUCUCAGAGCCGCCCGACACCAACGCUCCCCCUUCCUCCUCCUCAUCUUCGUUUGUCAUUCCCGAGCUGCGCCUUGAUCGCUCCUUUAGUGCCGAUGCCCUUUCUUCACCCAACACAGAUGAAGAAGAGUACGAGGAUGAUGAAGAUGAGGAGUCAGAAGAGGAAGAUGAUGAAGAUGACAGUGACGACGCCUACCUACAACGCACUGACAGCAAGCGCCGAAGCAUGGUAGAGGGCGCCACGUGUGAGAAACAUGGUGGAGGGGGGCUUAGUGUGCAAAAUUCCCUCCGCAGGCGCACACACAGUGAAGGCAGCCUCCUGCAGGACCCCCGCACGCCUUGCUUCACUUCUGACAAUGCCAUCAACUGCCUGGAAACUGGAGGGGGACCCCACAAAGGUGGCUGGACACUCCCAUCACCUAAAACCUUGAAGAAAGAGCUGACCAAGAAUGGAGGAUCCAUGCAUCAGCUGUGUAUGCUGUUUUCUGGAAGGAAGUUGAGUGCCGGAUCCCCCUGUAGCUGUGAGGUCAGCCCCGGAGGAACCAAGAAGAAGAAAUCCAAGAACCUGGCCAAAGACAUGAAGAAUCGGCUGGCUUUCCUGCGAAGGAGGAAUGAGUCCCCAGGAAGCAACCCAGCCGGGAAGUUAGACAAAUCUAUGAAGUCAGUCAAGCCCACCCCAGAGGAAGCACUGAAAUGGGGGGACUCGCUUGACAAGCUGCUGACUCACAAAUAUGGUCUGGCAGCGUUCAGAGCUUUCCUGCGCACAGAGUUCAGCGAGGAGAAUCUGGAAUUCUGGCUAGCAUGCGAGGAAUACAAGAAGAUCAAGUCGCAGUCCAAGAUGGCCUCAAAAGCCAAGAAAAUCUUUGCAGAAUACAUCGCUAUCCAGUCGUGUAAAGAGGUAAAUCUGGAUUCGUACACUAGAGAUCACACUAAGGACAACCUGCAGAAUGUGACACGCUCCUGCUUUGACCUAGCUCAAAGGCGGAUAUAUGGGCUGAUGGAGAAGGACUCAUACCCCCGAUUCCUGCGCUCAGAACUCUACUUGGACUUAAUCAACCAAAAAAAGCCUAGCUCCACUUCAACUUCAUCUUCAUCAUAAGAGACUAGAAAAAAAAGGAGAAGAGCAAGAUGAUGAGAGGAGAAAAGGGGCAGACUUGAAAAAAAAUUUGUGGGUGGGAUACGCGCUUCUUUGUCUGCCUUUAUUUUUUUAUUUUGACUUUUUUUUUCUUCUUUUCUUUCAGUCUGUUCAUGAUUUGCUGUUAUGGUGUGAGAGGUCACGGCAAACUUAUGGCACUGCAAAGGAAUGUAGUUUACAUAGUUAUGGGUGGAUGGAUGAAUGGCUGGACUGAUGAGUGGAUGGAUGGAUGCAGACGCCCAUGAGCAAGGGCUGGAGAAGGAGCUAGAAGCUUGUCUCAUCACUGAUUUUUUUGUUUUCAUAUUGUUAGGAAAAAAAAAAUCAUUUUUUGUGUUUUUGUCCAAUUGUACUGGAGUAAAGGAGGAGCUGCAUCAUUAAAACACAAAAACAAACAAACAAACAAAAACAAACCCUGUGACAUGAAGACAGUCCGGUACUGUUUUUUUCCCCGUUCCGUUUCUUUUGAGAAUCCCCUCCUUUGCUCCAUCACGUCUCUCUGUGAAGCAACUUCAAAGCUGUUGGUACGACACGACGUCCUCUUCCUUCACGUUUUUUCCAUCAGACUUUGUGACGGAGGGGGACAAUCGAGCUGACGUCUGAGUGAAAAGCUGCUGCCGUGGCUCUGUUUCACACGCAUCCGUUUAAACCCUGCUUCCACUCGAAGCUUCUAUAAAUGGCUUUCAUCUUAGUCCGUUCAAGACUGUGGAAAGAUAAUGUGAGUGUUCAGUGGGAACAAAGACAGAGACGAGCAAAGAACACCAACGCGUAAAUAGUGGAUGGACUGAAGCUGUGAUGAAACACAGAUAUGUGUCCCUCUCACAUUAAAAGACAUUAAAAUCUACAUUCAAAGCCAGAGGUGGAAAAAAAGAAAAAGACGACUUGCUGACUUGCUUCCCGUCUCCAAAGACUGUUUGCAACAAGGAAGGAAAAUCCAAGAGGAAGAAGAUAAAAACAUCUCCUUUAACAUUGUAGCUUAUUAUGGACUAAUCAAGGAACCAUUCUCAGGACAUUGCUAUGACAGGUUACAGCUCGGUUUAUCUAUUUCACUGUUUCUGUUUUCUACACACUCAUUGUUUUUUUUUUUUUUAUAUGCUUUAGGGUCCCAACAUGCACUCCCCUGUUCUUACUGAGCAAUAUAUGAGAGGUUGCUCGUUUCACAGAGAGAGAGAGAGAGAGAAAAAAUAAGGCUUCAUGUGUACAAAGGUUUGCUAUUUAUUUAGACUAACUUGCUGGAUGCUUCUGCAGACACCCUCACGUCCUCCAAAGCACUCAGCUGAAAGCUCUCACUGUUCUCUUAACCACCAAACAGGUCCAGUGCUGUCCUGAACUUUAAGUGCAAUAUAUUAUUUUUUUUUAAUUUCUUACUUUAUUUUAUUAUCAUGUUUGGUUUGUUUGUUUAUUUGGAACAAUUUUUCAUUUUUAACGUGGAAGACGGAACAGCUUGAGCUCUGUAUUAACUUUAUUCGUUAAGAGAAAAAUACUUAGAGCUAUAAGGUUGACUUACAGCGUAAACUUUCAAGAAGCAUAAGUAGUUUAAGCAAGUGAUUCUAACUGUGUGUUAACCCCUCUGGCAGCAGGCAGCUGGGGGGGGGUGCAUUAUGGUUGUAAAUAUAAUUCUUUAAGAAAAAUAUGUGAUAACACAUUAAAAAGAAACAAAAAACAAAAAAAGCCAACAGGUCUCUGCUGGCGAUGAACGUGGGACCCGGCUGUAUCUAUGUAAAUAUGAGAGACUCAAAACUAUAAGAUGACAUGUAUUGUUGAAAAAAAAAAAAAAUAGGUGAGUGAGGGCAGGUACGGUCUGCUCUGUUCCCUGGUCAUACACUGCUUGUAAGGAGUAUCAUUAUCACUGUUUACAAUUCAAAAUGCAUCUCCGAUAAUAGCAAGUGAAAACAGUAGCGUACAUUUGGUGUCAUUGCUAAUGAUAAAUAAACCAACCAACUGAUGAUGUAA